GGCUCCCUCGGGCUGGCAGUGCGGUGCGCGCCUGCGCCGGCUCUCGCCUCGGAGCAGCCAUGAUGGAAGGCCUGGACGACGGCCCCGACUUCCUCUCAGAGGAGGACCGCGGACUUAAAGCAAUAAAUGUGGAUCUUCAGAGUGAUGCUGCUCUGCAGGUGGACAUUUCUGAUGCUCUUAGUGAGAGGGAUAAAGUAAAAUUCACUGUUCACACAAAGAGUUCAUUACCAAAUUUUAAACAAAAUGAGUUUUCUGUUGUUCGACAACAUGAAGAAUUUAUCUGGCUUCAUGAUUCCUUUGUUGAAAAUGAAGACUAUGCAGGUUACAUUAUCCCACCAGCACCACCAAGACCUGAUUUUGAUGCUUCAAGGGAGAAACUACAGAAGCUUGGAGAAGGAGAAGGGUCGAUGACAAAAGAAGAGUUUACAAAGAUGAAACAGGAACUGGAAGCUGAAUAUUUGGCAAUAUUCAAGAAGACAGUUGCAAUGCAUGAAGUGUUCCUGUGUCGAGUGGCAGCGCAUCCUAUUUUGAGAAAAGAUUUAAAUUUCCAUGUCUUCUUGGAAUAUAAUCAAGAUUUGAGUGUUCGAGGAAAAAAUAAAAAAGAAAAGCUUGAAGAUUUUUUUAAAAACAUGGUUAAAUCAGCAGAUGGAGUAAUUGUUUCAGGAGUAAAGGAUGUAGAUGAUUUCUUUGAGCAUGAACGAACAUUCCUUUUAGAAUAUCAUAACCGAGUUAAGGAUGCAUCUGCUAAAUCUGAUAGGAUGACAAGAUCCCACAAAAGUGCUGCAGAUGAUUACAAUAGAAUUGGUUCAUCAUUAUAUGCUUUAGGAACUCAAGAUUCUACAGAUAUAUGCAAGUUUUUUCUCAAAGUUUCAGAACUGUUUGACAAAACAAGAAAAAUAGAAGCACGAGUGUCUGCUGAUGAGGACCUCAAGCUUUCUGAUCUUUUAAAAUAUUACUUAAGAGAAUCUCAAGCUGCUAAGGAUCUCCUCUACCGAAGAUCUAGGUCACUAGUGGAUUAUGAAAAUGCUAAUAAAGCACUGGAUAAAGCAAGAGCAAAAAAUAAAGAUGUUCUACAGGCUGAAACUUCCCAACAAUUAUGUUGUCAGAAAUUUGAAAAAAUAUCUGAAUCUGCAAAACAAGAACUUAUAGAUUUUAAGACAAGAAGAGUUGCUGCCUUCAGAAAAAAUUUAGUGGAACUGGCAGAGUUAGAAUUGAAGCAUGCAAAGGGUAACCUACAGUUGCUGCAGAACUGCCUGGCAGUGUUAAAUGGAGACACAUAAGCCACUCUCCGCCUUCCUGUUACAAAGGGCUGCCUUCCUUCAAAUUUUAUUUUUGUUUUCUUCAUGAUUUAGGCAUUUGUGCUCACUGGAAACAAACAAAAAACAGCUGACAGAGUGGAUCUCCUCUUCCUUUUCCGAGCAACGGCGGGGCCGUGCACAGGUGAAGCCAGUCUGUGUGGUGGAGCACUGUGCUCCCCAACAGCUGCCCAUCAUCGGCGCUCAUCCUACUCAGAAGUCCAAAGUUCUUUCUUUUUCAAAGUAGCCUCUAUGUGUUUAUUUUAUAAAUGGUAUUCCUUAUGGCUGCCAAUCUUAUUUAACUUUAAAUAAUUUUUGAAGUUUAACCCUUUCAAAAUGUACCGUCCAAACAAGAUAAAGAUUGCCUUUCUUGAGGUUUUUUUUUUUAAUUUUGUUUUUAAAAAGCAUUGUAUACUACCUUAGUUCAUUCAUGUAUCCUGGUAAAGCAUCUUAACCAGACUUAUUUUUAAUUAAUGAACAUUUCUUAGAUGUUUGGGGACAGAAUUUAUGUAAUCUUUAUAAGUAUGAUUUCUGAAGAAAAGCAAAUGCAUUAUUAGUAUGUUUGCCUUAAACUUGUAGACUAAACCAAUUAUUGUAAAAUAAACAGCGAUAACAGUGAUAGUUUUUAACCAUGUGAUCAUUGUAUCACUCUCUAAAAUGUGGAGUAGCUAUAAUAAAUCUACUCCUGUAUUACGCUUU
Propithecus coquereli (Coquerel's sifaka) is the source of this 1994-nucleotide messenger RNA. It is a transcript of the gene SNX6, whose product is annotated as sorting nexin 6. The transcript has 14 exons. Gene Ontology annotation, biological process: intracellular protein transport. Lineage: Eukaryota; Metazoa; Chordata; Mammalia; Primates; Indriidae. The record is from RefSeq and is a predicted model, not a curated record. Gene Ontology annotation, molecular function: phosphatidylinositol binding; dynactin binding. Gene Ontology annotation, cellular component: endosome. The coding region runs from base 60 to 1280 and encodes 406 amino acids.